Molecule: messenger RNA, 579 nt
Organism: Lycium ferocissimum
Lineage: Eukaryota; Viridiplantae; Streptophyta; Magnoliopsida; Solanales; Solanaceae
Product: F-box/kelch-repeat protein At3g23880-like
Exons: 3
Coding region: 1-579 (192 amino acids)
Source: RefSeq, a predicted model, not a curated record
AUGGAAUCCCAAGAAGAUGAAGCCCUUCCAAAAAGGGGCAAACCCACAAUCCCGUCCAUUUCUAGCAAAGAGUUAGUCUUGCCAAUGCCUAACCUUCAUGUAGAGCUCAUCACUGAUAUCUUGUUGAAGCUUCCAGUGAAAUCACUCUUGAAAUUCAGACCUAUCUCUUAUUAUCCGCAGGACUACACCCACCAUGGUGUUAUGAUUAAGGUUGCUAGUACUGCUAGGCGCGGCUUCAAGGACUGUUCUCUUAGCUCUUUAUUUUAUGAUUCUGUAACUGAGGCAUUUGAUUUGGAUUAUCCUGGUAAAAAUCCCGAUGAGUAUCCCCGAGUUGUGGGUUCUGUCAAUGGAUUGAUAUGUCUUGCCAUCAGUAUAAAUGGAGGAUUAGAUGACUUGUAUUUAUGGAAUCCAUCAAUUAGAAAAUAUAAGAAAUUGCCUAGUUAUGACAAUGAGAUUACACUUACUAAUUUCAAUUUUGGUUUUGCAUAUGAUGAGUUCCAAGAUGAUUACAAAGUAGUGGGCAGAGAGCUCUUGGUUGAUUCUGCUAAGUCUGUGAAUGGGAAAACUUCAUUGGCUUGA